Messenger RNA from Lodderomyces jiufengensis, 1905 nucleotides. RefSeq names its product Zn(2+) transporter. Lineage: Eukaryota; Fungi; Ascomycota; Pichiomycetes; Serinales; Debaryomycetaceae. The transcript has a single exon. The coding region runs from base 1 to 1905 and encodes 634 amino acids. The record is from RefSeq and is a predicted model, not a curated record.
AUGAAUAAUCUACGGAAUAGUCUGGAGAUUCUGGAUGAUAACUCAGACAUUUUUAAACAAUCUAUUCCCAUAAUAAUUGAAGAUGAUAAUAUUGAAACAUCAAAUAAUCAAAAUGAAACAUCAUCAAACCGCAAAGAUUUGAGUUUUUUAUCUAGUGCUAAUUUCUCAACAGAUUCUCUAGGAGAUGGUACAACUACAACACCAAAUAUUGAUAAACACAGCUUCAAUCAAAAUGUAUUUCAAUUUUCGAAUACUCCAAUGAGCCCACCAACUCCAAGAAGAUAUUCAAAUUCGUCAUUAACAAACUCACCAAUACUAGCACCACCAUCAUCAGCACCAAAUAAUUCUCAAUUUGGGGGUACUCUACCUACCAGGACAAGACCCAAGUCAGCAUUCUUAAUGGACUCUUUUAAUUCUAUUUCAGAAGAUGGAACAGAAAAUAAAGUGUUUAAUUUCAAUAAUACAGCAAGAUCAAGAAAUUCAGUAACCAUGGACUCGGUACUAAAUUAUACAAGUACUAACAGAUCACCAUCGCCAUCAAGGUCCACAUCACCAGUAAGACUAAAUAAAAAUUACAGAUCCAAAUCACCAGUCAGAAGAUCAUCAUCACCUAAAAAAAUAUCAAACCCUUUUAAUUUCCAAUCACAAGAAAUGUUCAUGAACAAUAAUGGAUCAAAUCAUUCAUUACAAGUGAAACCAGCUCAUAGAAAAGGUCAUAAGUACAAACAUUCAUCAGUUUCAAUGAAUUUAUUUCAAGAACCACCACCAAUAAGUAUAACCGAUAAUCAAUUAAAAUCUAUACCUGACCUGUAUCCUAUACCAAAUUAUAAAGAAGCAUUGUCAUCAAUAACAAAACAUCAAAAAUUUAGACUAAUAUGGGCUAGUUUCCAUGUAGCAUUAUCAAUAUUAGUAUUUGUUGUCGGAUUUAAAUUCAAAAUAAGUUCAUUAUCAACAGUUGCUCAUUUAGUAUUUUAUGAUGCAUUAGGUUCAUUUUUUAUAGCUUUGGUUGAUAUAAUGUCUAAUUUUGAAGUAUGGAAUAAUUCAUCGAUUGCUUAUCCUUUUGGUUUAGAACGUAUUGAAGUUUUAGUAAGUUUUGCGUUAAGUGCUUCUUUAGUGAUGUUAAGUUUUGAUUUGUUUAGUCAUUUUAUUGAAGAAUUUGUUUUGUCCGUAGUGUCUCAUGAUGAUCAUCAAGAUCAUGAACAUUUAUCACAUCAUAUUCAUGAUGAACUGGAUGGGUCAAGCAAAAAUUGGAUAGCUUACCAAUCAAUUUUAAUGAUUACUUUGGCAGUUUCAUUAAUCUCGUCAAAUUUAAUUUUAGCGUAUGAUAAAAUCAAUGAAUUACUAACAUCAAAAACUGAAAGAACUGCAAACCCUUUUAGUCCAGUUGAAAAGAAAAGUUCACAACUACUAAAAUUUAUCAAAAUAUGGAAAAAUUACCCUACACAUUUAAUCACAAUUACUUAUGUCAUAUUUUUAAUGAUUGUACCAUUAAUUCCCGAAAGCUUUGUGAAAAAUUUGGCAUAUGAUAUAAACAAAUGUGCAACAAGUUUAGUAGCUUGUCUAAUUUUAUAUAAUGGUUGGAAUUUAGUUAAAUCACUAGGUGGAAUUUUACUUUGUUCAUUCCCAUUUUCAGAUUAUCAAUAUGACUUAUUAAUAUCCAAAAUUAAUCAACAAAUAUUAUCAUUAGAAUUUUUCAAACAAAAUUUUACAAUUGAGAAAUUAUUUAUAACAAAGUUCAAUUAUAAAUUAUAUGUCAUUGGAGUUAGUCUACAAAUGAAAGGUGCUGAUUCAGAUGAAGAAAUAAGAAUGAGAUUUGAAGUCAAUAGAAUCAUUGAAAAUGAAGUUCAACAAUUAGAUAAUUCAAAUUCAAGAUGCAAUUGUACAAUUGAUAUAAAUAGAAUUUAA